This is a messenger RNA of Entrophospora candida, 528 nucleotides long. The record is from the annotation of a GenBank genome assembly. Lineage: Eukaryota; Fungi; Glomeromycota; Glomeromycetes; Entrophosporales; Entrophosporaceae.
AUGGAUGUCAUACAAAACUUGUCUCAAGAAGCACCCUCCAGUAAUGAACAUAAAGAUAAGAGGAGAAAAGUACAAUAUUGUGAUUUAGAAGGCCAAGAUGACAUUAUCUGUGAUUAUAAAAUUAAUAAUGCUUCCAUAGUAUCUGAUAAAGUUACUAUUCCAGAUAUUAACAAACAUUUAAAUUUGGUUGGAAAAGCAUUAUCACAAAAAAAAGAAAGAAUUUUAUUCCAGAAGGCACCUGGACAAUUAAUUAAUUAUUUUAAAUUAUUAGAGACAGCAAUGAUGUGUCAUCACUGUUUGUAUAAGACUGACAAUGAUCCAGAAUACUUAGAUUCACCUAAUUAUCAAUCACCAGCUCAAAAAAAAUCAAAUGAAAAAAUUCAGAAAUUUCAAAAUAAAACAUAUGCUUUACGUGAUGAUAUUUUUUAUUCUGAGGAAGAAUUUCAACAAUUAGAGUCUGCAUAUCAUGAAGUGUGUGCGGAACUUGAGAAAGCAAAGUUAGAACCUGAUGAAUUUAAUAAAUGUUAG